This is a messenger RNA of Linnemannia hyalina, 3246 nucleotides long. Lineage: Eukaryota; Fungi; Mortierellomycota; Mortierellomycetes; Mortierellales; Mortierellaceae. The record is from the annotation of a GenBank genome assembly.
AUGCCCCGCGACACGGCACACGAGCCUCUCUUGGCCCAACACCACACCUCUCCCUCUAACAAUGUCUUCGCAAUCACCGUCGACGAUCUGGCCCCACUGACAGACCCGACCAACCCCAAGUUACCUCGCGAUUUGGGAGGGAUUGACCAGAUCUGUAAGGCCCUCAAGGUUGACCCCAAGUUAGGUCUCAACUCUGACGAGGCCCUCGGAGCGUCGUCGUCUUCGGCGCCCCAUGGCAAGUCGGAUGAGCCAAAGUUUGUUGCCAGAUCUGAAGCCUUUGGCCGUAAUGUAUUGCCAGCUGUCGAUAGUGCCUCCUUCUGGUCGUUGGUCAAACAGGCCUAUGACGAUCGUACAUUGAUCUUGCUCAGUAUUGCUGCGUUUGUUUCCUUGGGCGUGAGUAUUUACGAAGACUACGGCCCCAACCACGAUCCUAAUGAGCCCCGAGUGGGCUGGGUCGAAGGUGUGGCCAUCCUGGCCGCUGUUGCCGCCGUGGUCUUUACAAACGCCAUUAACGACUACCAAAAAGAACGCCAAUUCCGCAAGCUGAAUGCCAAGAAGGAAGAUCGCUGUGUCAAGCUCUUGCGCGACGGACGCGAGCAGGAGGUCAAUGUCAAGGAGGUCCAGGUCGGAGAUGUCUUGCUGAUGGAGCCUGGCGAUUUGUUGGCCGUCGAUGGCGUCAUCCUCAAGAGCCACAACAUUACUUGUGACGAGAGUUCUGCCACAGGAGAGUCCGAUGCGAUGAAGAAGGACACUCACGAGCGCUGCUAUGUCAUUUCGGGAUCCAAGGUCUUGGACGGCUCGGGAUCCAUGCUCGUCACUGCUGUCGGUACCAACUCGUUCUUUGGCAAGACCAUGAUGGCCAUGCGCGAGAACACUCCCGACGAGACCCCCCUGCAGAUCAAGCUCGACCUCCUCGCCGAGGCGAUUGCCAAGCUUGGUAUGGCUGCUGCUGUUGCUAUGCUAUUCACCCUGGUUGUCAAGUACUUUGUCCAAAAGUCUCUUUCCGGUGAAGACAUGCCCCCUGGAGCAGAGAUUUUCUCGGACAUGGUCAAGAUUGUCAUUCAGGCCAUCACCAUCGUCGUCGUUGCCGUCCCCGAGGGUCUGCCCAUGGCCGUCACUCUUGCACUCGCCUAUGCCACCACCCAGAUGUUGAAGGACAACAAUUUAGUUCGCGUCCUUUCUGCAUGUGAGACCAUGGGCAACGCCACGACCGUGUGCUCGGACAAGACUGGAACAUUGACUCAGAACAAGAUGACGGUCGUCGAAGGCACGCUCUCGCUCAAGUCGUUCAGCCACAUGGAUGGCGCCAAGACUUGGCGCACAGAGGUUAAGAACUCCGUUGCCGACGUCAUCAUUGAGGGUAUUGCGCUCAAUUCGUCUGCGUUCGAGGACAAGGACGAGAAGGGCAACCUUGCCUUUGUUGGAUCCAAGACCGAGUCGGCUCUUUUGGGUUUCAUCAAGAGCUUGGGUGCUUCUUACAGCACCUUGCGUGCAGAUGUCAAGCUCGCCAAGGUCUACCCCUUCAGCUCGGCCAAAAAGACCAUGUCCUGUGUUGUCGAGUCCCCCCAGGGCAAGGAGCCUUACCGUCUCUAUGUCAAAGGUGCCUCCGAGAUUGUCAUCCGUUCGUGCACCCACUACGUCGACUCUGAGGGUCAAGUCAUUGCUCUCGAUGACGCUGCCCACGCCAAGUUUGACCAAAUUAUCAGUUCCUAUGCCGAGAAGGCGCUCCGUACCAUUGCCCUUAGUUACCGCGAUAUCUCUACUUCCGAGUUCAAAAGGUUCAAAGACGAAGAUGCCCCCAACGAGAAGCUGGUCUGCCUGGGUGUCGUCGGUAUUCAGGAUCCCUUGAGGCCCGGUGUUGUUGAGAGUGUCCGCGACUUUGCCAAGGCUGGAGUGACCGUGCGUAUGAUUACCGGAGACAACCUGCAGACUGCCCGUGCGAUUGCCAAGAGUGCUGGCAUUUUGUUGAAGGGAGGAUUGGCCAUGACCGGACCCGAAUUCAGGGCUCUUUCCAAAGCCGACCAGACCGAGGCCGUCAAGCGUCUCCAGGUCCUUGCCCGUUCCAGUCCCACUGACAAGACCAUUGUUGUUCGCCGUCUUCAAGAACUCGGAGAAAUUGUCGCCGUGACCGGCGAUGGCACCAACGAUGGACCUGCACUCAAGAUGGCUGAUGUCGGAUUCUCGAUGGGUAUCACUGGAACAGAGGUUGCCAAGGAGGCAUCGGCGAUUGUGCUCAUGGACGACAACUUUUCCAGCAUCCUCAAGUCCUUGAUGUGGGGACGUGCUGUCAACGACUCUGUCCGCAAGUUCCUGCAGUUCCAGCUCACUGUCAACAUUACUGCCGUCGUGCUGUCGUUCAUCUCUGCUGUUGCUUCGGACGACAACCAGUCGGUCCUUUCUGCCGUUCAAUUGCUCUGGGUCAACUUGAUCAUGGAUACCCUUGCCGCUCUUGCUCUGGCCACGGAACCCCCAAGCCCCGAUGUCCUCAAGCGUUACCCUACCUCCAAGGCUGCCCCGCUCAUCAAUUUCAACAUGUGGAAGAUGAUCCUCGGCCAGGCUAUUUUCCAGAUUGCCAUCAACCUAGCGUUGCUCAAAUACGGUGCCCAGCUGUUCCAUCUCCCCCUGAACCGCCACGGCAAGCUGGAUCCCGAGAACCUCCUUGUCCUCCGCACCAUGAUCUUCAACGCCUUUGUCUUCCUCCAAGUCUUUAACGAACUCAAUUGCCGCCGCAUCGAUGACACCAUCAACGUCUUCAAGAACCUCCUCCACAACAAGAUCUUUAUUAUCGUCCAGUUCAUCGUCGUGGCGGGUCAGAUCCUUAUCGUCCAAUGGGGUGGCCAGGCCUUUAAGACUGUGCCCCUCACAGGCCAUCAGUGGCUGUUGACUGUCUUGAUCGGAUCACUCUCCCUCCCUGUGGGUCUGUUCCUGAGACUUUUACCCGCCAAGGUUAUUCCCGACGCCGUCAUGUCUCAGGUUCCCGAGGAGCACCAACCCCUGGUCAGCGCCGCACGUAUGCGUUGGGAGGGAGCGAGCAAGCAGGUGAUCAUGCAGGGCAAGUUCUUUGAGGCCAUCCACAAGAAGAAGAAUGCGCAACAGGACGGUAAAGCCACGAAGCGGUUGGGCCUGUCGGGAGAAUUGGCCAAGGACACUUUGUGGAAGAAGGCGUAUGGCGCCGCAAAGACCCAGCUGGACAACAGCAACAACAACAACAACAAUAGCUCUAGCAGCGGUAGUACUUCUCUGUAG